This is a messenger RNA of Acanthoscelides obtectus, 176 nucleotides long. The record is from the annotation of a GenBank genome assembly. Lineage: Eukaryota; Metazoa; Arthropoda; Insecta; Coleoptera; Chrysomelidae.
AUGUGCUUCGAGGAGCCCAGAGGUGAGGGAGCGAGGCCGACCCUGAAGCGUUGGAAUAUGGACCAGUGGUGCUCGCUGGACGGGCGACUCGGUGAGUCAGUUGAACAGUGAGUAAUAUGUAUGACUACUAUAGUUGAUUUACUGAAACAAAGCGGUUACGUCAUAUUUAGUAAAUU